Acomys russatus (golden spiny mouse) is the source of this 1501-nucleotide messenger RNA. It is a transcript of the gene Ccdc117, whose product is annotated as coiled-coil domain containing 117. The transcript is spliced from 6 exons. The record is from RefSeq and is a predicted model, not a curated record. Lineage: Eukaryota; Metazoa; Chordata; Mammalia; Rodentia; Muridae. Bases 146 to 982 code for a protein of 278 amino acids.
GAGUGGAGGGUUCUAGAAGGCGUGACGUGAGGGGUCGAAGCGGGCUCGGAGGCGGGUUCUCGUGGGCAGCUUCGGUGCCUGCCACUAAGGGGCCAGGGGACACGAACGAUUGGGGUCGCGGACUCAGCCUCGUCGGAGGAAGCUCAUGGCGGCGCUCGGCCGGCCAUUCAGCGGUCUCCCUCUGAGCGGCAGCGCCGACUUCCUGCAGCCGCCGGCGGCCUUCGCGGGCCGGGCCUUCCCGCCAGGAGCCGUCGGCCAUGACCUGGCCCCGCGGCCGGGAAUCCGCGCUGCGCCGAGCAGCCCGGGCGGGAGAACAGCGCGUGAACGCGUUUCCAUUCACUGUAGAACGAAACACAAGCGUUUGGCGGAGGAAGAUGAUGAGUGUCCAAUAAGAAAGAAGCGGUUGACUGAAGCUGAACUCUGUGUAGUUGCUAAUGAAUGGGUUCCCGGCACACACCAGGGUCUAGAAGGUCAUGGGGUAAAUACGUGUCCGAGUGGCCUUGCUGUGCCCAGCAUGCUAGAUGCUGUCUGUGAAGAAAUGGAUCAAACAACUGGAGAGCUGCAGUGUGAAGUUGCCCGAAGGAGGCUUCAGGAGAUUGAGGACAGGAUAAUUGACGAAGAUGAAGAGGUUGAAAGUGACAGAAGUGUAAGCCACCUCCCAAGUCUUGUCCUCUCUGACACCAUGAAAACAGGCUUGAAGAGGGAGUUUGAUGAAGUCUUCACAAAGAAGAUAAUUGAGUCUAUGAGCCGUCCAUCUAUGGAGCUUGUGCUCUGGAAACCCCUCCCUGAACUCCUUUGUGAGAAACCAAAGCCAUCGUCUAGCCCUAAGAACUACAUGGGAGAGAGCCAAACGAAGCAUGCAGCUGCAGGCACUGCUCUCCCACAGAGAACUGAACUGCUGCUGCAGCCUCAGCACACAGACACACCACUUUACCAGAGUCUGGAGACAGCUGCUGGCACAGAGGAAGAGAUGGAGCUCUAGAGGCCAGUUUCUGCUCCAGCCUGGCAAGUUCUAGAGGCUCCUGUGUUCAGUAAUGUGCCUGCCUACGUAGUAUAGGGACCUGUCAUUGUGGGUAGCCAUUUAUUGAAUUCAACUCUUUGCCAAGGAAGCUUAUCUCAAGGGAAAUGCAGUUUUCUAGCAGGCUUAUCCAAGAAAGGUUACAGUCUCUUUAAAGACAGCUGUAGAUGCUGAUGUGUUACGGUGACUUAAGUCACCUAUCCCAUUGUUGAAGCCAUUCAUUCUUGAGAUGAUUAUAUAGAGGAAUGCUCCUAAUUACCACUGCACCCUGACUGAGUCAUGUAUUGAGCUACUUGGGGUGACUACGCUUGGGGAGUGAGAGGGAAGAUAGCAGAUAGAGUCUCUUGGAAUUGAACAAGCAAGCAAAGUUGGCGUCAGGUUGGUGUAGCUAUAUUAUUCAAGCAGUGGCCCUUGGUAUCCUUUCAUGACGGAUAGCUCAGUUGGUCAGUAAUGUUUACACCUCAAUUAACUAUGUGAUUAAUU